Messenger RNA from Uranotaenia lowii, 393 nucleotides. RefSeq lists its product as uncharacterized. Lineage: Eukaryota; Metazoa; Arthropoda; Insecta; Diptera; Culicidae. The record is from RefSeq and is a predicted model, not a curated record. The coding region runs from base 103 to 336 and encodes 77 amino acids. The transcript is spliced from 2 exons.
CAGAAUUCUAAUAAGAAUAUAAAAAAGCCAUUAUAAACUUGAUUUUCGAAAACACAUUCAAUUGUUAGUUCUAACGUGGAUUCUUGUAGUUCUGGAUUCAAUAUGACGGAGUCAGCAAUAGCCAACAGACACAAGGACUGUUUGCCGUGUCGGUUAGUGAGCGGGACCGGUGUCAUUGGCAUGGGCAUUUAUGUAUAUGUUCAAGCUAAAAAACGACCACAGGCUGUUGGACGCUCUGCUAUGUACGGUGUUGCGGCAGUUGCCGCCGGGAUCGGAGUAACCCGUAUACUCGAUGUUUACCCUUUCGGAACGCCAAAGGAGAAGUCCACCGAAUAGUUUCAAUUGUUUAUAUAUUAGGGUUUAUUAUAGACAGUAUAGUAUUUUUUAAGAAAA